Molecule: messenger RNA, 10348 nt
Organism: Galeopterus variegatus (Sunda flying lemur)
Lineage: Eukaryota; Metazoa; Chordata; Mammalia; Dermoptera; Cynocephalidae
Gene: TRANK1
Product: tetratricopeptide repeat and ankyrin repeat containing 1
Exons: 23
Coding region: 1-8916 (2971 amino acids)
Molecular function (GO): protein binding; ATP binding
Source: RefSeq, a predicted model, not a curated record
AUGGAUCCCACAGCUUAUGCUGAGCUGUUGAAAGAAUCUGGCAACCAGGUUUUUAAGAAUGGGAAUUUCUCUCUGGCCAUCAGAAAGUAUGAUGAAGCCAUCCAGAUUCUCCUGCAGUUAUACCAGUGGGGGGUUCCCCCGAGGGACUUGGCUGUGCUGUUGUGCAACAAAUCCAAUGCGUUCUACAGCCUUGGGAAAUGGAAUGAGGCAUUUGUCGCUGCCAAGGAAUGUCUCCAGUGGGAUCCAACCUAUGUGAAGGGAUACUACCGAGCUGGCUAUUCCUUACUGCGGUUGCUCCAGCCUUAUGAAGCCACUCGCAUGUUUUUUGAGGGUCUGCAACUUCUGCAGGGCAGCCAAGACCAAGCACAGGUUGCUGAUUUCCUUGUUGGGGUCUUCACCACUGUGAGCAGUGACUCCAUUGUUUUGCAAAGUUUCUUGCCCUGCUUUGAUCAUAUUUUUACUACUGGAUUCUCAACAGAAGUCUGGCAGUCUGUAAUAGAAAAGUUGGCAAAGAAAGGAUUAUGGCAUUCAUUUCUACUUCUGUCAGCGAAAAAAGACCGACUGCCAAGAAAUAUCCAUGUCCCAGAGUUAUCAAUGAAAAGUCUUUUUGAGAAAUAUGUCUUCAUUGGACUUUAUGAGAAAAUGGAACAGGUGCCCAAGUUAGUCCAGUGGCUCAUUUCCAUUGGUGCAAGUAUUGAGACUAUAGGACCAUACCCUCUUCAUGCCCUCAUGCGACUCUGUAUCCAAGCAAGGGAAAACCAUCUUUUUAGGUGGUUAAUGGACCACAAGCCUGAGUGGAAAGGCCGCAUCAACCAGAAGGAUGAGAAUGGCUGCACUGUCCUGCACAUGGUCUCCGCCCACACCCCAGGGUACCUCAUCAAGCGACAAACAGAGGAUGUGCAGAUGCUCCUGCGCUUUGGAGCAGACCCCACUCUGCUGGAUCGACAAUCUCGGUCUGCUGUAGAUGUCCUGAAGAGGAAUAAGAACUUCAAAGCCAUCGAGAAAAUCAACAGUCACUUGGAAAAGCUGGCUACGUGUUCUAAGGACUUAUCAGGACUCAGCAAUGGUGAUGGAUCUGCUAGUGAGAGUGACAAUUUCCGGAAGGCCUCUGAACAGCUGGUGAAAUACAUGAACUCAGGAAACCAGUUAUUGCCUAAAAACUUUCUGAAGCAGGAAGUAGUUCAGAAGUUCUUGCGUCUCCUUUCUUCUCUUCAAGAAAUUCCUCCGGACCUGGUCUGUGACAUUAAUCAAGACCGUGCCAACACCUUCAUCAAAUUCUUACUGGAAAAGCAGAAAUGGCCUGAAGUGCUUCUGCUGCUGACCCGCAAAGUGAGUGGGGAGCCACCGCUUGGAGAUUGCCUCAUCAAAGCCUGCAACUUCUCAGACCUUGACAUUUGUACCAUCAUCCCCCACCUCAGCACCUGGGACCAGCGCAAGACACAGCUCCUAGGCCUCCUGAUAGACAGUGGAGCCUUGCCUGAGGGUCUCCAGGAGAGCCAGGAGAGGCCACUUGUCAUGUGCUUGAAACAUGAGGACUUCGAGUUGGCUUUUCUUCUCUUGACCAAGGGUGCAGACCCCCAUGGUAUUUCUCUCACUGAAGGUGAUACUCCUUUGCAUGCAGCACUUCACAUCUUUCUAGAUAUCAAAGCUGACAUUGGUUUCAACUUCCUCAGCCACCUGUUGGAUCUGUUCUGGUCCAACCCCACCAAAUUUUCCUACCUCAAUCCCAACAUCCAGGACAGCAAUGGGAACACCCUGAUGCACAUCCUCUUCCAGAAGGGCAUGCUGAAGCGCAUGAAGAAGCUGAUAGACCUGCUGGUGAAGUUUGACAUCAACUUCAACCUGAAGAACAAAGAAGGCAAAGAUGUACGACACCGGAUUAAGAAGACCGACACUCUGCUCUUGGCCUGGAACAAAGCUCUGACUGAGAGCAGGCGGAGGAGCCGGCAGGACUCUGCUGCCCACCCGGGGAAGCUUCCGAGGUCCACUGCCCCUAGUCAUACAUCUCAACUCAAGUCUCAGGGUUCAUUUAAGUCACUGUCAUGUGGUGUCACUGCCAGAACCCUGUCUGAAGGAACCAAGGUCCCUGACAGUUGGGAAACUCUCCCGGAAGCUCAAGUGGGCAGGCAGGAAUCUGGAACUAUUGGGCCAUGCUCUCAGAGAGAAUGCCUUGUGCAGGACAUCAUGGUUUUGAUUCAGCAGGUUGAAUUGGAUAUAUCUUUCCCAGAAGACACUCAGUGCUCUGAGCCUCUGGAGGUAGGAGCUGGCAUGAAAGGAAAGAAAGACAAGCUCCAGCGAAUCUUGAGGGCUGGGGGCUCUGAUUGUAGUGGGAACAAUCCUGCUGCCCCUGAGGCAGGAGAAGGACAUGCCCAAACAGGCCCUGGAGCCUCACAGCUCAUUCCUGCUGGUAACAGAGUAAGGGAGGGCAGCGAUGAUCAAGACAACUGGAGCAUGCAGGAGAUUGAGUCCUGCUUCCAGGACUUUGAUAACAUGACCUGGGAGAUUGAAUGCACUUCAGAAAUGCUGAAGAAGCUGUCCAGUAAGGUAAUGACCAAGGUCAUAAAGAAGAAAAUUAUUCUUGCCAUCCAACAGCUGGGGAAUGGUGAGUGGACACAGGGCCUGCAAAAGCGACUGAAGCACCUGAAAGGAAGCAUCCAGCUCUUCGAAGCUAAGCUGGACAAAGGAGCCCGGAUGCUGUGGGAGCUUGCCAUUGACUUCUCCCCUCGAUGCAGUGAGAACCCUGAGAAGAUCAUUGCUGCAGAGCGGAACAUAUACUCCGUGGAGAAAUCAGGGCGGGUCUACACAGAAAUUAUCCGGAUCUGGGACAUUGUCUUAGAUCACUGCAAACUGUCAGAUUCCAUCAGGGCCAUCUGCAGUGCCUACAACCGGGGCUUAUCCUGUGUCCUGCGGAAGAAGCUGAAGGGUAUCAACAAAAGCCAGGUGUCAACUAACAUGAAAAUCCAAAAGCGCAUACCCUGCUGCUAUGUGGAGGACACAGAUGCAGAGAAGAGCAGGGAGCAUGUAGAUCCCGAGUACUUCCCUCCAGCCAGUGCGGUGGAGACGGAGUAUAACAUCAUGAAGUUCCACAGCUUCAGCACCAACAUGGCUUUCAACAUCCUCAAUGACAUGACGGCGACGGUGGAGUACCCUUUCCGGGUGGGCGAGCUUGAGUAUGCAGUUAUUGACCUCAAUCCCAGGCCGCUGGAGCCCAUCAUCCUCAUUGGGCGGAGUGGCACUGGGAAGACGACCUGCUGCUUGUACAGGCUGUGGAAGAAAUUCCAUGUUUACUGGGAAAAAGCCGAGCAGGCAGGAAGCCCGUUGCUGGCUAAACAGAUCUGGCCAAAGAGAAGGUUGGAAGUGGAACCUGGAAAAGAGGGUUCAGGUAGGGAGGAAGAGGAGGUGGAGCAAGAGGAAGAUGAAGAGGAAGAUUCUGUUGAAGUGGAAACAGCAGACAGCAUCGAUGAGGAGCAGGAGAGUGAAGCCUGUGGAGGGGGAGCUGGUGCGGAGCCAGCGGGGCACAGCCAUGCAGCCGAAGUGUAUGUGUCAGAACAUUCCCACCAGCUGGAACAUUUACAUCAGAUCUUUGUGACCAAGAACCAUGUCCUGUGCCAGGAAGUACAAAGGAAUUUCAUUGAGCUUUCCAAGUCUGCCAAGGCUACCAGUCACUACAAACCACUAGAACCCAGUGUUCACAAACUCCAGGACCUGAGGGACGAGAACUUUCCUCUGUUUGUCACUUCCAAACAGCUGCUCCUCCUGCUUGAUGCUUCUCUGCCCAAACCAUUUUUUCUGAGAAAUGAAGAUGGAAGCUUGAAAAGAACCAUUGUGGGAUGGUCCACGCAGGAAGAGUUGACAAUGCCCAAUUGGCAAGAGGACGAGGAGGAGGCUGAGGUGGACGGGGAUUACAGUGAGGAGGAUAAAGCUGCAGAAAUGCGUACAGGUGACAGUGACCCCCGGGUGUAUGUGACGUUUGAGGUGUUCACCAAUGAGAUAUGGCCUAAAAUGACUAAAGGGAAAACCUCCUACAACCCUGCACUGAUUUGGAAAGAAAUAAAAUCUUUUCUGAAGGGUUCUAUUGAGGCCCUCAGUUGUCCUUAUGGGAGACUCACUGAAGAAGCAUAUAAGAAAUUAGGGAGGAAACGGUCCCCCAAUUUCAAAGAAGACCGGAGUGAGAUCUAUAGCCUCUUCUGUCUAUAUCAACAGAUCAGGUCCCAGAAAGGUUAUUUUGAUGAGGAGGAUGUUCUGUACAACCUGUCCCAGAGGCUUUCAAAGCUCAGGGUGCUCCCAUGGUCCAUCCAUGAGCUCUAUGGCGAUGAGAUUCAGGACUUCACCCAAGCCGAGUUGGCACUGCUGAUGAAAUGCAUCAAUGACCCCAAUGCCAUGUUCCUCACUGGGGACACAGCCCAGAGCAUCAUGAAGGGGGUGGCCUUCCGCUUUAGUGAUCUGCGCUCUCUGUUCCACUAUGCCAGCAGAAACACCACAGACAAGCAGUAUGCUGUCCGGAACCCCAAGAAGAUCCACCAUCUGUACCAGAAUUACAGGUCCCACUCGGGAAUUCUCAAUCUGGCAUCUGGAGUGGUAGACUUACUUCAGUUCUAUUUCCCGGAAUCUUUUGAUCGCCUUCCAAGGGAUUCUGGCCUCUUUGAUGGUCCCAAGCCAACUGUCCUAGAGUCUUGUAGUGUAAGCGACUUGGCAAUUUUGCUACGAGGGAACAAAAGGAAAACCCAGCCCAUUGAAUUUGGAGCCCACCAGGUAAUCCUUGUAGCCAAUGAAAUGGCAAAGGAGAAAAUUCCAGAAGAGCUUGGUUUAGCACUUGUGCUAACAGUUUAUGAAGCAAAAGGCUUAGAAUUUGAUGAUGUACUCCUUUACAACUUUUUUACUGAUUCCGAGGCUUAUAAAGAAUGGAAGAUCAUCUCUUCAUUCACACCUUCAUCAUCUGACUCCAGAGAGGAUACCUGGCCAUUGGUUGAAGUGCCCCUGGAGAAGCCAAGCUCUUCUCAGGGUCGGUCUCUCAUGGUGAAUCCAGAAAUGUACAAGCUUCUCAAUGGAGAGCUGAAGCAGCUGUACACUGCCAUCACACGGGCUCGGGUCAACCUCUGGAUCUUUGAUGAAAACCGAGAGAAACGGGCUCCUGCUUUCAAAUAUUUCAUUAGAGGAGAUUUUGUCCAAGUGGUGAAGACAGAUGAAAACAAAGACUUUGAUGAUAGCAUGUUUGUUAAGACCUCAACUCCUGAGGAGUGGAUUGCACAAGGAGAAUACUACGCCAAGCACCAGUGCUGGAAGGUUGCAGCCAAGUGUUACCAAAAGGGAGGUGCCUUUGAAAAGGAGAAAUUGGCCCUGGCCCACAACACUGCUCUGAACAUGAAAUCCAAGAAAGUCAGCCCCAAGGAAAAGCAGUUGGAGUAUUUGGAACUGGCUAAGACCUAUUUGGAGUGCAAUGAGCCAAAGCUGUCCCUUAAGUGUCUGAGCUACGCCAAGGAGUUCCAGCUCUCUGCCCAGCUAUGUGAGAGGCUGGGCAAGAUAAGAGAUGCUGCCUAUUUCUAUAAACGAAGCCAGUGCUACAAGGAUGCUUUCAGAUGCUUUGAGCAGAUUCAGGAGUUUGAUCUAGCUCUCAAAAUGUACUGCCAAGAGGAGCUUUUUGAAGAAGCUGCUAUUGCAGUGGAAAAAUAUGAAGAAAUGCUAAAGACCAAGACCCUUCCCAUUUCUAAGCUCUCCUAUUCUGCCAGUCAGUUUUACUUGGAAGCCGCAGCAAAGUACCUGAGUGCAAAUAAGAUCAAAGAAAUGAUGGCUGUCCUCUCAAAGCUAGACAUAGAAGACCAGCUGGUGUUCCUGAAGUCUCGGAAAUGCAUAGCAGAAGCUGCAGACCUGCUGAACAGGGAAGGUCGACGAGAAGAGGCUGCCCUGUUGAUGAAGCAACACGGCUGCCUCCUGGAGGCUGCCAGGCUCACUGCCGACAAGGACUUCCAGGCCUCAUGUCUGCUCGGGGCUGCCCGCCUCAACGUGGCCAGGGAUUCCGACAUAGAACAUACCAAGGCCAUUCUGAGAGAAGCACUUGAUCUCUGCUAUCAAACCAGCCAGUUGCCUGGCAUUGCCGAGGCCCACUUCCUGCAGGGGGUAAUCCUGAGAGACUUUCAGAAGCUCAAGGAUGCCUUCCUCAAGUUUGACACACUCAACCACUCAGCUGGAGUGGUGGAAGCGCUCUAUGAAGCAGCCAGCCAGUGUGAGGCUGAGCCUGAGAAGGUUCUGGCCUUGGCUCCAGGGGGCUUGGAAGUCCUCCUCAAUCUUGUCCGGGCCCUCAAAAGAGUGACUAACAAUGCUGAGAAAGAAAUGGUCAAGUCUUGCUUUGAGUUUUUUGGGAUUUCCCAGGUGGAUGCCAAGUAUUGCCAGAUAGCUCAGAAUGACCCUGGACCCAUAUUAAGAAUAAUUGUUGACUUGGAUUUGAACUUGAGAGAAAAGAAAACAAAAGACCAUUUCUUGGUAAUGACCGACCAGGUGAAAUUAGCCCUAAACAAACACCUUCUGAAUAGGCUGUGUCAGAUCACACAAAGCCUGUUUGGGAAGACCUACCCAGGGGUCUGCAUGAGAUUUAUUGUAGGCUUAAAAUGUGAUGAUGAAAACUGUGAAGACUUUCACAGGCCUCUGCGGCGUUGUGAGGCCAAGUGUUUGGUUCAGUCGAAAAUGCACCUGGUGGCAAUCAACGGAUUGCUUUUGGAAGCCAAAAAAGUAUUCCCUAAAAUCUUAGCUGAAGAACUUGAAGAAAUUGAUUAUAUUUUAUCGACAGAUAUGUACGGUCUUUGCAAAUCCUUUCUGAAUGUCCUCUUCCCUAAGCAUUUCCAUCAGAGAGUGUUGUCAGAAAACCCCAUGGCAUGCAAAGAAAUUCUCAAACCAAAUUACAAAUCCUUCCGAUUCUACAGGUUUGCUUUGAAAGAGUACAUCCACUUUCUGUUUCAAAAUGAAAGGGCACGCACCCGCCGGGAAUCCACAGACCUGUGGCUGAGUGCCAUGCAGGCUUUUCUUCUCUCCUCCAACUACCCGGAGGAGUUUGAAAAGCUGCUCCACCAGGAGGAAGACAACUACAACAGGGAACUCAAAGCUCUAGAGUCUGAAAAAGAGGAAAGGGGCAGUGGGAGAGGCAGCAAGAUGAAAGGAAUAGAAGGGAAAUUUGGUAUGCUGGUGCCCAACAAAGAUGAUGAGAGUAUGGAAAAGACCCACCUGUGCUUCAUCCGGCUGCUAGAGAAUUGCAUUGACCAGUUCUAUGUGUACAGGAACCCAGAAGACUACAAGAGGCUCUUUUUCCGUUUCAUGAAUGUCCUUGUCAAGAGGUGCAAAGAACCGCUCAUCCCCAGCAUUGGAAGCACAGUGGCCCUGCUGGAGUUCCAGUUUGUCCACUGCGGGGUGGUGCUGGCCCGCCUCUGGAAGAACGCCAUCCUGUGCCUCCCCAAGAGCUACAUUGCUCUCUUGCACUACUGGGAGUUCCUGUUCAGCAGGAAGGACAAGGAGCUUGGGGAUGUGUUCUCCAUCAUUCAAGAAUACAAACCGAAAGACGUGACAAGAGCUAUUCAGGAUUUCCGGUUCCACCUCUCCUACCUUGUCAAGGUGCUAUGUGGCUAUGAGAAUGUGAACUUCAAUGUCCUGCUUGAUGCCUUCAGUGAAAUAGAUUAUGUGGUCUCAGGUGAGGCUGAGAGGACACUGGUGCUGUGCCUGGUGAUGCUAGUGAAUGCCAAGGAAGUCCUGCAGCCAUACUGCAAGCCUCUUCUCUACCGCCACUUCCAGGAGCUCGAGACCAGGCUGCAGCUCAUGAGCAUGGACUCCCCCAACCAGGUUCCCGAGAGGCUCCUGAAGGUGGUGAGGCGGGUGUUGAUGGCAGCCAACGUGAAGUCCGUGGCUGAGGCGCUACAGGACCUGCUCUUUGAGCGGGAUGAAGAGUACCUGAUGGACUGCCACUGGCGAUGGGACAGUGUGCACACCAAGGGGUCUGUGGUCCGUGGCCUCUAUCAUGAGGAGGUCAAACUAAACCGCUUGAUCUGUGUGGACCCUGUGGACCACUUUGCUGAACCUGAGUGUGAGUUUGGUCAGGAAGAGACAGAUGAGCUGGCAUUAGAAGAACGAGACCACCUCCUGGCCGCCAUUCUUUCCCAAAAGCAGCGGAAGGCUUCUAUCCAGCGGAAGCUGAGGAGAGCAUGCCUGGUGGUGUCUCUGUGCAUCAGCUGGAGGAGAAGAGUGAGCACGCAGGUGGAGCACCUCAGGGAGGAGGCCCGAGAACCUGGGGCUGGAAACUUCAAAAAGGCUGAUGUGGACAGGACCCAGUGCGACCUGUGUGGAGUGAAGUUCACCCGCAGCCCUGAGAGCUAUUUCAGCCCCAGCAAAACAUUUGAGGGAGCUGCUUCAGAGGCUGUGGUCCUUUUCAGGGCUGAGCUGGAAGGGAAGGAGUGCCUGGAGAGGAACAGCGAAUCUUAUGAGCAGCACAUCUGCCUAGACAGCCACCAGAGGCAGCAAGUGGCCUAUCAGAAAUACUCGGAAUUUUUCCAUGAGAAGGUGGACCCAGCCAUUGACGAAGGAAAGCUGGUGGUGCAGGACAUCGAGCAGAGCAUGUGGAUCCGUAGUCACCUAGGCUCUGAAGAGCACAGCCACAUGCUGCAGAGGAAAGUCCAGGAGCACAUCAAGAGAGUUUUGGAUAUGGUGGAGGACCUCUACAGGCGGAAGGCCUGGGCUGGCGCAGAGGCAGCGAUGACUCGGCUGGUCAACAUUCUGAUCCUGUCGGUCAGGGAUGCACGGGAGUGGUUGAUGAAAACAGAGCUCCGCUUAAAGGAGGAAGGUAUCGUUCAAGAAGACAAUUACGAAAAUGAAGUUGAAGACUUUGGUGAACUCCGUCCUAGAAAGCGUUCGCGGAAAUGUGGAAAGCAGAGAAAAUACUAAUGUCCAUACAGCUGCCGGCUCCUAAACCUUCAGAACAUUCCAUCCUGACUUAGAAUUCUGAGUGCUGGGGCAAAAGAGGAAAAAAUGUGAAUUAGCAUUGAAAAAAAAUGUAGGGGAGUCUAAAGACACCUUUGCUUUUUGUUCUUGUUAUUUCUCUUUCAGUGGAAGCUUAGGGUCUAAUUGUUCUCUCACCUGAAGGGACCUUGGGACUCCUAACCCAAGCCCCCAGGGUCUAUGGCUCAUCCCCAUCAUGACAUACAUGAGUCAAUAGUAGGGGACUAGGUGUUUAAGACAGACACCCCUCACCUCAGUUGCAGCUGCUCUGGGCCAGAAAAUCCCUCUACGGAGUCCCUCAUCUCCUGCCUCACUGCUGCAACCUCAAGUUGUACAAGAGCUGUGUGUGCCCAGGGUCCAUCCCUACCACCGGCCACCCCUGAGCCCAGGCCAUGUUCUAGUCAUCUCUGGGCCCACUUAUAGCAUCGUUCCUAUGUUACACAUGUUAGCCUUUUCUCUCUGUGGCAACUUUUCUGCCUUCCCUCCCUCCAUUUUUUGUGACUAUUCUCAGCUACUUGUGCAAGUCACAGUUAGACUACUUCAGAAUGUAGUCCAUAAUUCACCCAGGGUCCUUUGGACAUCCUUUCCCUAGAGGGAAAGGCUAGGAAAUGUUGCUGGGGGCAUUCCUGACCUGCUUCUCCAAGGUGGUCCUAACUUUGCCUUGGCCAUGGUGCAGACACACUGAAAAGUGUUUUGUUUGUAGCCCUAUACAUCUAGUUUUCUUGGUUCUCUCUGGCAAGUUUGCUACCCUAGUUUAGGUUGACAUUCUGAUGAGUUCCCACCCACUGAGCUCACCACAGAGGGACGGUGACCUGCAGAGCUAUAGGCUAGGAACAAGUGGACAGAGGAAGAAGCCAGCCUUACAAUGCCAAUCCGUUGGGAUUUGGCUGUGAAUCACUGCCACGUGGCUGGUAGGCCCUGUAAGAGGGCGGAGGAUGGGCCUGUUUGAGGAGGCUGUUGCUUCCCGCCCCUCCACCCCACUGAGCCAGCAGCUGCCAGUAUGGUCCCAUUUGAGAAGGCUUCAUGCCUCUGAUGGCUCCUGCCCACCCUUACCCCACCCCUCAGCUAAGCCUGGUGAGAAAGGUCAGGUUCACCUUGGUCUUUGGUUGUUUUUUCCUUAGAACAGAACCAGCUUUUUCUCAUGUUGCUGCUGCUUUUGCUGCUCAUUGCUUUCUCCUUAUUGUCUUUCUAAAUGACUCUGUUUCCUUGAACUGUUUACGUUUUUAAUUUUUAUUAGGUUAGGUUUAUUAGGUUUCUAAUUUUUAUUCCAGGUAUUUUUUAUAAACUUUACUUGCCAGGGGAAAAAAAAGAAAGAGAAAAAACCAAUCAAAUCUUGCUGUAUUAUCACAUUUUUAUAAAGUUCAAUCAUUUCUCUUAA